Messenger RNA from Eriocheir sinensis (Chinese mitten crab), 4608 nucleotides. It is a transcript of the gene Not3, whose product is annotated as CCR4-NOT transcription complex subunit 3-like. Gene Ontology annotation, biological process: regulation of DNA-templated transcription; nuclear-transcribed mRNA poly(A) tail shortening. Gene Ontology annotation, cellular component: nucleus; CCR4-NOT core complex; P-body. The record is from RefSeq and is a predicted model, not a curated record. The transcript is spliced from 13 exons. NCBI's taxonomy places the organism in Eukaryota, Metazoa, Arthropoda, Malacostraca, Decapoda, Varunidae. The coding region runs from base 164 to 2464 and encodes 766 amino acids.
UGGUCGCUGUGGGAGUGCGCGUCGCGGCAGCUUGAGAUGGUCGCCAUAUUGUGUCGACAGUGUCAAUAACAAUAACAGAGACUUUCCUCCAUUCCUGCUGUGCGGUGCGAGGCUUCUGGCCGACCAUUAUGAACACAGGCCCCAGCAAACACUCCUCGUAGCAAUGGCAGCAUCUAGAAAAUUACAAGGUGAAAUUGAUCGGUGCCUGAAAAAAGUGGCGGAGGGUGUAGAGCAGUUUGAAGACAUUUGGCAGAAGGUACACAAUGCUACGAAUAGCAACCAAAAAGAAAAAUAUGAAGCUGACCUCAAGAAAGAAAUCAAGAAGCUUCAGAGAUUACGGGAUCAAAUCAAGUCCUGGCUAGCCUCAGGUGAAAUAAAGGACAAAUCACAACUACUGGAAAACCGGAAGUUAAUAGAAACGCAAAUGGAAAGAUUUAAAGUGGUAGAAAGAGAAACAAAGACCAAAGCCUACAGUAAAGAAGGCCUCGGUGCAGCACAAAACAAGGACCCAGCUCAGCGGGAAAGGGAAGAAGUGAACAGUUGGCUCAGUUCCUCUAUAGACACUUUAAACAUCCAGAUGGACCAGUUUGAGUCAGAAAUUGAGUCUUUAUUGGCAACACAAAAGAAGAAGAAGAUGGAUAAGGACAAGUCUGACCGAAUAGAAGAUCUCAAAGAGUAUAUUGAUAGACAUCAAUAUCACAUAAAGAAAUUGGAAAUCUUAAUGAGAAUGCUUGACAACCAAUCCAUAGACUGUGACCAGAUUAAAAUGAUUAAGGAAGAUGUUGAGUACUACAUUGAGUCUUCACAAGACCCAGACUUCAAUGAGAACCUUGGGUUGUAUGAUGACAUCGACAUGGAGGACCUUGACUACCCUACACCAGAAAUAACGGUAGGCAAGCAUGUGUUGGGAGGUAGCCAUGACAGCACGGACGGGUCAACACCAUCUUCAGUAUGCGGGUCAUCUCCGGCGCCGUCCCCUGCAACCAGCCACCCCAAUGACCAUGAUGCCCCUGCCACUCCACAUGACAAGAAGAGGAGUAGUAAAAAUGAGGACUCCAGAUCUAUCAGCUCAGCAAGCCAACCAGUUAAACCUUUGGUAGUAAGACCAGCCACCAACAGUCUGUCAAGUUGCAACAGCCUGACUAACAACAGCAAUGCUAAUACCAAUAGCAGCAGCUCUACGACCGCUGCCACUAUUGUCGCUGUUAAUUCCAACUCAUCAUCCAAGGCAACGCCACCUCCAUCCACCCCAACUAAACCUGUAUCAGGUUCCACUUCUCAAUCCACUCCAAACAACAGCAGCACAAGCUCAGGCAUUACCAAUCAUCUUAUCACCUCAACUUCACAACAUAACAGCACAGGAAGACACUCACCUGAAUCAAGUGGUGCAAUGAAUAGCGGUAUUGUCAAUAACGCUGUUGGAAGUGGCAGCAGUAACAACAGCAGCAGCAGCAGCAGCAGUAGCAGCAGCAGCAGUAGCAGCAGCAGUGGCAGCAGCAGCAGUAGCAGCAGCAGUGGCAGCAGCAGCAGUUGCAGCAAUAGCAGUAAUAGUAGCAGUGGAAACUCCGUAUCCAAUAGUACCAGUAGUGGGAGCAGCAGCAGCAGUAAUAGCAGCACGAAUGGGCCGAGCAGCGGAGUGAACAGCAAUGUCAGCGUCACCUCCCCGCAAGGCAGCCUGUCUGGAAGUGCGACCACUACCCCUGCGCUACCCUCCGGGGCCCCCACUCCCUCAACACCAGCAUCACAUCCUGGCCACACACCAACUAUGAACUCUGCAGAAACAGCAGUAUCUUUGAAGGUGAUAGCUCAGAAGAAAGUCAAUGAAGUAAACUCUUCAUCAAUACCAUCAUCAGUGUUGGAUGGUAAUAACUGUGUCGUGAGCAGCAGUAGUAGUACCACCACCACCAACACCAACAGCAACAACAACACAACCAGCACUACCUGUUCAACGAAGAACACAGGAACCUCAGAAGCUCAUAUUCCUCCACUAUUAGGUGUUGCUCCACUUGGUCCAGCACAACUGACAGUAGAACAUGAGUUACAGUUUAAAAUGUUACAAGCGGCCUUUUUUCACAUGCCUCAUCCGUCCGAUUCGGAAAGAUUGAGACUGCAUUUGCCGCGCCAGCCCUGCCAGACACCGCUAUACUACCCACAGGUCUCACCACCAAUGUCAGAUACAGUCGACUUCUUCCAGAGGCUAUCCACCGAAACUCUCUUCUUUAUCUUUUACUACAUGGAAGGUACCAAAGCCCAGUACCUUGCUGCCAAAGCACUAAAAAAGCAAUCGUGGAGAUUUCACACCAAAUACAUGAUGUGGUUUCAGCGGCAUGAGGAACCAAAGGCAAUCACAGAUGAAUAUGAACAGGGCACGUAUAUCUACUUUGACUAUGAAAAUUGGGGCCAGAGGAAAAAAGAAAAUUUCACUUUUGAAUACCGGUUCUUGGAAGACCGGGAUCUGAACUAAGAUUCUGCUGUUCACCAAGGAUCUCAUUCACACUUCCCUUGGCACACUUUCCACACUGAGGGUAGCUGUGCUAUACUGAGUGAUAAUUAUUCAUAUUGUAAGUGAAAGAAGGGGAUGCCAGAGGGGGCUUGGGAAGGACCAAGGUAGGCUGUUAGGGAGAAUAUUUUUCCUUCAUCAGACCAGACCUCAUCCCAGCCCUAUCACUACCCGUGUUGUUCACUGCGUCCCAGUAAAGUCAAGUGUCAUGGCUGCCACAACCACUGUUAUACCAUGAUAUGUGAUAGUCUCAUCUAUUCCAUUUGUAAUUUUUUUGUAAAAUCUUUCCCCUCCCAAAUAGAGCAUAUCUAUUUUUACUGAGGAGUUGUUUCUUGCCCAUACCACAGACUUGUGUCCCUCUUGGUGGUCCACAAGGUUUGCAAGCUUGAGUUGAGUACAAUUACCUACACACACACACACACACACACACACCACUCUUUGAUCUCAUCCUUCAAACUCUAGGGUUUAGAUUUGUAAGUUUGUGCAUUAUUCAAUUUUGCUCAAAUAUCUGGAUGCAGCAUUCUGUGCUGGUAGUAUUUUGUUGCCAACCAGUAUUAUCCAUCUUUUUUUCAAGGCUAAAAUUACAAUUUGCAUUGCUCGGAGAUCUGUGAUGCAUCAGUCUCUCAACCAUUCUAGUUUUACAUCAUAUUUUUAUACCUCAGAUUGAUGUUCCUUAACAACCAGGAAUGUUGGACUGGUUGCAUUACUGAAUCACUUAUACAAAUUCUUGAAGCUGUCAUAGGGUUCAUUACUUUGUUUCGAAUGUAUAAUAUGUUGCAGUACUUAAUUUAACAAACCAUUAAACUUACGGGCAAGAUCAGCAUCGUUACUUUAGUACAAAUCAAUCUUUUUUCUCGCCUUCUUAUAAAGUUUCCAUGUUGAAAUUUGGUUUUAUUGUUUAGUGAUGAAGUAUGUAACAGUACAGCACUGCUGCCUGAUGAAAAUGAAGAAGUCUGGUGGCCUGGAGUCAUAAGAUGUUAGUUGGUCUUUUUAGUUUCAUUGUCACUCAGGGUGAAAGAGGUAGACUUCUCCCAAGAAUUUAUAACUGGCUAGGAAUUUUAAACUUGGUUGUUUUCAGUACAAGAUGGUUAUAAUAGAGCAGUUCUGACAAAAAAUAUAUAUUUUCAUUGUUUUGGUUUUGUAUGCAGUUGUAUUUGUACUUUUAAUUGAGGUUUGAAUUCUUUACAAUAUUCCCUUGAAACUAAUUUUGAAGACCAAAAUUUCUAUUUGAUAUAUUGAAAAAUUCAUAAUUUAUUUAUAGCAAAAUUAGGGGAAAGAUCUAUAUUUCUCAGAUAAAUAAGUUUAUCAUAAUGUAGCACUAAGAAAAAUAUUCCAAUAAUUUAUUGUGGGAUGGCGUACAUUUUUCAUUAAUUCUAACAUUUGCAAGUAGAGGAUUUCUUUGUUGAGAGAGUCAGUCACUUGCUCAAAGCAAAGAUACAACUGACAUACUUAUGGAAGCCCCCAGACAUCCAAGUGUCCAGCAAAGGAGUAGGAUUAUGUAGAUAGUGUACAGUCGUUGUAGACUUUUUAUACAGUGUAAAUGAUAUUUUUAUACUGUCCUUGACAUCCCUACAGUGGUAUGCAGUGUAGAUGGAAGGGACAACCUUUUUUGGUUGAUUUGGAACAUCAUCUGUGUGUAUGUCUGAAAAGUAUGCCUUUGAGCUGUGAGUCAUGACAUCAAUGGAUAUGUGUAUCUCUUGUCAGUGUCAGAAAGCCUAAUUUUCCUAUACAUUCUACUUGAGAAAUUGUGCCUCAAUUUACGCCUGUUAGAGAGAGAUAUCCAUUGAUUUUAUUGCUUCCAGUAUUUGCAUAAUUUUAUGUUGAGGUUGGCUUCUAAUCAUCAAGGACUAAACCCAAACUAUCUUACAAAACUUCUAAACUUUGAAGGUUUAGAGUAGAAAAUAUAUUCAUUUUUCUUUCCUCCCAAUCUGUUGUUCAUGGGAUGUGAGAGUGGUUGUGGUGUCAUGGAACAAUGGGAGAAACAACACAGUUUGAGAAUAGAGGACAAAGGUGUUUAUAUAAAAGUGAUAUAAAAUACACUCUAUUUCCUGUGGAGUGGAGUAUCUUAUUUUUCCCAAUAUAAUUUUAUUGAUUUAAAGUGAAUGGUU